GUUUACUUUUAUAACAGAUUGAGUAAAAUAUUUUUUUUUAAAAAGUCAGCAUCUAAGUUUCAAGGUUUCAUAAAUGACUAUAUAAUAUGCUAUUGGAGUCCUUUCGCUUUAAAAUAUUCUGCUUCUGCUUUAGCCGAGCGUUUAGAUUGGUCAGUACGUGUCACAUGGUUUUGGUUAAACAUUUUCAUUGGCGAGAACACUGUCAACAUUUAACGCUUAAAAACAUUUAUUGUUCGAACACGAAUAGCAAAUGUAGUGACAGUUUCAAAAGCGUGCAUUAAAAGACUUAAAAAUAUAUUGUUGCAUUUUAAAAUGGUAUUCACGACAAAAACAGGUGAGAGCAGACAUUAAUGCUUUUUCUAUCCAUAAGGUGGCAGCAACACCUGGCUGUGUGCAUGUGUCCUUGUACAGUUAAAAAAAUAUAUAUAUAUUUGUAAAGUACAAUGGUUAAAAAGAAGAAAAAGAUAAAAUACUGUAUUUGGGAAAGCCGCCCGCCCCAAUUGAUUGCAAGUUUUAUGUGAGGCAUUGCUAAUGCAGCUACUUGGGUUCCACAAACUCACACAUUUUUGUUUUCUUUUGAAUGCUUCUGGCUCUUUCUGUGACAUAUUGUAUAAAGGGCCAGCUUGUCCAAUUACAGGAAUUAUAUUUCUUCCUACCUGGCAUGCUUUGCUCUCAAACACACAGCCCAGCCGUUGUGUAGGGAAAUUUGUCAUGCCACUAUAAUAGGAGUCAUGAGGAGGCACUAUUUGGAAGUGGGGCCUUGGAGGAAAACAUCUGUCCUUUUCAACCAGUGUCUGCCUGGUAAGAGUGUGUGGUGAGGAAGUGUCUGCAGCGUCAAGCAUCUGACCUGAGAGGAGGGGAUAAUCUUCGGGACCAAUCAGUUGAGCAUCACCGUGGAGCCAGCAGUAAGGGAAUAAUUGCGAUCAUGUGCUUUUUUGCGUCAUUGAAUUAGAGUUUGGCUUCAAAAUAGCGCAUUGUGAGUAUUGGGCUUUGUGAGGUUGACAUCUUUUGACAAGCUUUCAGUCAUGUUGUUUGCUUGCUGAGAGUUCGAAAACACAGACUCAAGCGAUCCAUCUGAAGGCAAACCAGAGGGUUACCGUGGCGAUCGACUCCAAAACCACCGUGGGAAUGACAAGUGUGACAGCAUCAUGUGUGCCAGUCCGCUGCGAGCGUUUGGCACGACGGCCAACAUCAAACACAUCGUGAUGGGCAGAUGCUUCGAUUACGUUACACUCGUCAACCCCAGCGUGAGGUACGACUGCGAGGAGAUCUGGAGAGCGUUUGAGGAGGCGGUGGUGCGGCAGGCUUCCUGCGACGUGGCCGCGGAGCACUACCGCCGCAUGUUCCAAGCCAUGCCGCAAACGUGGGCCUGCGACCGGUUCCUGUUUUGGAGCAAGACCAAGAGGCUGAUACAGGACUACACCGCCGUGGCGCGUCACUUCCGGACGCUGGAGGACACGCUGGCGGGCUACAUGUUCAACGACCUCGUCUGGUGUGGCCAACAGGAAGACGCGGAUUUCGAUUUCAGCUCGUGCCCCAAAUGGUCGGCGUGUUUAAAUCAUCCCGUGCACUCCUUGUGGAGGCAAGCGUCCGAAAACUUCGCCGAGCUGGCGUGCGGCAACGUCACCGUGCUGCUCAAUGGCUCCAUUGAGAACGCUUUCAACAGGAACAGCAUGUUUGGAAGCGUGGAGCUGGACAAUCUGAAUCCGCAAAGGGUGAACUACGUCAACAUCAAAGUGGUGACUAAUCUGGAGGGCCCAUUUAUAGAAUCCUGCGGCGAGGGUUCCGUUGUGGACUUAAUCCACAUCCUGCAGUCUAGAGGAUUCCGCUGGACGUGCUCGGACAACGACCAGAUCCUGAUGAUCCUGCAGUGCGUCCGGAAACCGGAACACGCGUCGUGCCGGACGUGUGCGGACAGCCUGUCCGCAGUCCAGUUCAUGGAUUUUGUUGCCAGAAGACAAAUCUCCAAUCAGAAAAAUGAUAAUAAUAUUAAUUUCUUCUAAAGUACAAGAAUAGAGUUGUAUGCUUUUCAGAAUUGCUUCAAAUAUUUUUGAGAGUAAAGUUGAAUUUUUUGUAAGAAAAAAAGGUAUGAAGAUGUUUUGGGGUUUUUUUUAGAUUUUUUUUCUGCAGAAACUAUUGUAAUCUUAUGAGAAUGUUGUAUUUUUUUCUUUUUCUUUCUUCAAGAAUUAGUUACACUCUUCUGAUAUUGCAGCGCUUCCUUGCCUGUUCACAGGAUGGCUGUCUCACAGAAAAGUAGUGCUUUGGGGCCAUCUUGUGGCAUCUAUAGGCAAUUAUAAAACAUUUUCUGGAGGAAAGUUAAAUUUUUUUUUUGCUAUUCAUAGCAAUUCUCAGUCCAUUCACCGUAGAUAACUGUACACUUUUUCUAAAGAUAUGUUUUAAUUGUUGUAACCUCAAGAGUUGUACUUUUUCCAAGAGUAAAGUAAUAUUUUUUUUCCAGAUUUUUUUUUUCCUCCAAGAAUAGAUGUCAUUUUUAUGAGAAUAAAGUAAAUGUUUUUUCAUGAUUGCUUUUUCAAAUUUCCUGUG
Phyllopteryx taeniolatus (common seadragon) is the source of this 2544-nucleotide messenger RNA. RefSeq names its product ADP-ribosyl cyclase/cyclic ADP-ribose hydrolase 1. The coding region runs from base 1149 to 2003 and encodes 284 amino acids. Gene Ontology annotation, molecular function: NAD+ nucleosidase activity; phosphorus-oxygen lyase activity. Lineage: Eukaryota; Metazoa; Chordata; Actinopteri; Syngnathiformes; Syngnathidae. The record is from RefSeq and is a predicted model, not a curated record. Gene Ontology annotation, biological process: positive regulation of B cell proliferation. Gene Ontology annotation, cellular component: plasma membrane. The transcript is spliced from 9 exons.